This is a messenger RNA of Funneliformis caledonium, 940 nucleotides long. Lineage: Eukaryota; Fungi; Glomeromycota; Glomeromycetes; Glomerales; Glomeraceae. The record is from the annotation of a GenBank genome assembly.
AUGACAAUAGAAUCGAUUUGUAUCCUUGAAGCGGAUCGACCAACAGGUGUUGCAACGAUUAAAGCAAUAUUCGAAACAGGCUCAGAGAAAUCAAGCCAAAAAGCUCGUGUGACCGCUGGUGUUUCACCUAAUGCUUCAGAAGAAGUUCGUGAAGAAUUAAAUAAAAUUGGAGCCAAAGUAUUCGUUAUUGAUGAUCCAAAUAAUGUUACGUUUAAUGAUGUUGCAAAACUUCAAAUUAUUUUGUCUCCCGAAAGAUUGGAUGCUGCUCAACUUUACAUCAAUUCUGCUGUGAAACAUCGAGUUCCAUUCGUCUUGUUACAGUCUGUGAUUAAUGCCGAUGAGAGAGAUGAUUAUUUUGGUAAAAAAUUUGGAGAAAUUGAAAAUCAACUUAAGGAAUAUGCUGUCAAAGAGUGUCAUCCUGUUGAAGGAGGACCUGAAGCUCAAAGAGAAGCUCACAUCCAUCGCCAUUGGUCAAUCUUGAGAAUUGGAUUUUAUGAUCAUUAUUUGCUGUCGUUCAAAGAUUGUAUCAGGAAAGGUGUCUUGGAUUUGCCUAUCGGAUCUGGUGAGUUUGCACCUGUGUCAGUGGAGGAUGUUGGUAAAGCCUCAGCACAUAUUCUCGACAAAUCCGAGAAUUUUUACAAUAAAACAAACACAAUCACGGGUUCAGAAUUAUUUGACGGAAACAAAUUGGCUGAAAGAUUAACUCAAACUCUUCAUCACAAUUUAUCCUAUAAACCGUCGGAGGAUAUAGAACAUAUUAAAGAUGAUCAUAUUAAGAAAUAUAUUCAAUCUCCUCUUGAAUCUGAAGCAACGUUUCAUUUGAUUUCAUUAAUUAAAGAGGAUAAAUUGAAAUUUGUUAGUCCUAAUUUUAUUGAAAUUGAAAAAUUCAAACAGAAAACUGUAGAGCAAUUCUUUUUGGAACAUAAGGAGGAAUUUCUUG